GUAUAGCCUACGAUGGCGAAGAAUUCGAAACGGACAGCCAAAGCAAAGGCCUUUACAACUCCAGAACCCACGGCAAAGACACCCUCCAAAUCGGAUUCCUUUGACAUACCGGCAGCGUUCACACAAGCGCCAUCUUCCUUGAAAAGCUUCCUCGAACCGCUUUCUCCCAAACGCAUUUACCUUGUCCAUAUCGAUACCCACCCUCCCAACUUUAAACGACAGAUAUUCCUCGUUCCGCUUGCAAUAAACGUUGUCAUAGUCGCUUUCAUCCUAUACAGGAUAUAUGUUGGCUUAUACACGUACCCAGAUAUAUUCACUGCAUUAAUGGGCGGAGCCAGUCCGGCAAAGAUAGACACAUCAGCAGCUAGCUGGGGAUUUCUAUCCGGCACCCUGGCUUGGAGAACUCUCAAUUUCUUACUAGAUUACAUUUUAGCGACGCUUUUCUUGCCCUGGCCGGUGAGGUACUUUCUUGGCCCCAUUCGUUGGAGGCAAGCGGUUGGGUUCCAGCGUACCGAGAUAAUAGUGCGUCAGAGCCGAGAAUGGAGUGAAUCCCUACAGCCUGGAACGUGGAUUAGAGAUGACGAGGUUGCAAUGAAAGAACGCGUUAUUCCUGCCAUCCUUCCACUCCGCCUGCAAAAGACCGGAUAUCUACUUAUUGAUGCUGAUUGGGACAUUGACUGUGAUGCGAUGAUCAACGCCCAUCGAGUCGUUGAAUCUAAAAAGGCGAAAAUUGAAGACUUCCAGACCAGUGUUCUUGUGCAUGGUGGCCCAUCGAAGGGCUGGCUCAUAUGGAAAGUCGAAGAUGAAGCAGCUGCCUCUUCCGAAGAGGGAUUACCGCCUGCCGCACGGGACAGAAUUGUUGCAUUCAAAGAUAAGCUUACAGAUAUGGGCAAGGAAGACCUGUUCUACCGCUGGGUAGAAAUCAUUCAGUAUGAAAGUACCCAGCCUGGAGGGUUUACUCCGAAGAGACAAAAGAACGCUAUGAUGGAGGUGAAAGGAUUAUUUGAAAAGGAGGGCGUAGAUUUUGAUCAGUUCUGGAAAGAUAUCGGGGGCAUGGAAGGGGUGUCAUUGUAA
Molecule: messenger RNA, 1074 nt
Organism: Microsporum canis CBS 113480
Lineage: Eukaryota; Fungi; Ascomycota; Eurotiomycetes; Onygenales; Arthrodermataceae
Exons: 1
Coding region: 13-1074 (353 amino acids)
Source: RefSeq, a predicted model, not a curated record